CCAAAAAGCUCAGAAUUUAUGUAUGGUGUUUUUGGAAGCAUUUUGUGGUGUUUGGCUUAAAGUGGCAACAUUAAAAUUAAAUGUCAUUAAACACGUCAAUGUUGCUGAAAUGCUUGUUUGAUGAAAACAUGCGAUUUAUUCUAUUAAUAAAUUGAAAAGGCUUCGUAAAACUGACGAAAACUGCGACAAUAUUCAUGUCGGUCACUAAAGUAAUCAGAUAAAAGUGUGAUUUUGGGACUUGUGCUAGAUCAUAGUUUUGUAACGAUGUCUAUGCCACAUAGCAGCUCUAGUACGACGAGUUCGAGCACGAAACGCAAAGAAAUAUACAAAUAUCAAGCACCAUGGCCGUUGUAUUCGAUGAACUGGUCCGUGCGUCCUGACAAACGAUUCAGACUGGCCCUUGGCAGCUUUGUAGAAGAAUAUAACAAUAAGGUACAAAUAAUAUCACUGGAUGAAGAGACAAGUGAAUUCAGUGCCAAAAGCACAUUUGACCACCCCUACCCCACCACGAAGAUCAUGUGGAUUCCGGACAGUAAAGGGGUGUACCCAGAUCUACUAGCUACCAGCGGCGACUACCUCCGCAUAUGGCGCGCUGGAGAACCGUACACCCUUUUCGAGUGCGUUCUAAACAACAACAAGAAUUCUGACUUCUGCGCACCGCUCACUUCGUUUGACUGGAACGAGGUGGACCCCAACCUCAUCGGCACCAGCUCCAUCGACACCACUUGCACUAUCUGGGGGCUGGAGACGGGACAGGUGUUGGGACGAGUCAACGAGGUCUCCGGACAUGUUAAGACGCAGCUCAUCGCACAUGACAAGGAGGUGUACGACAUCGCGUUCAGCCGCGCGGGCGGCGGGCGCGACAUGUUCGCGUCGGUGGGCGCGGACGGCUCCGUGCGCAUGUUCGACCUGCGCCACCUCGAGCACUCCACCAUCAUCUACGAGGACCCGCAGCACACGCCGCUGCUCCGUCUGGCGUGGAACAAGCAGGACCCGAACUACCUGGCCACCGUCGCGAUGGACGCGUGCGAAGUCAUCAUACUGGACGUGCGCGUGCCCUGCACGCCCGUCGCGCGCCUCAACAACCACCGCGCCUGCGUCAACGGCAUCGCCUGGGCGCCCCACAGUUCAUGUCACAUCUGCACCGCGGGCGACGACCACCAGGCGCUGAUCUGGGACAUCCAGCAAAUGCCGCGCGCUAUCGAAGACCCCAUACUGGCCUACACCGCCGCCGAGGGCGAGGUCAACCAGAUACAGUGGGGCGCCACGCAGCCCGACUGGAUCGCGAUAUGCUACAACCGCCACACUGAGAUACUGCGCGUGUAGAAUGGAUAAGUGAUAACACUUGAUGUGGCACACGUUGAGAAUAUUGGCUCCAAGUUGUAGCCUUAGGGAGAAGCCACACGGUGCCAAACAAAGCCAAACAUUUUGCCGUGUCACUGUACACAUAUGGAAUGCGGCGCCGCAAUACGGCACCGUCUCGCUCAAUCGAAGUGCGGUGGGUCUGCGAUGCGGCGCCGGAACGCACCGUCUGGCAUAUCAUUGUUUUUAUAUGCAGGACGCCGCAGCGACACCGCUCCGGCGCCGCGCCGCGACCGCACCGCGCCGUGUGACUUCUCCCUUACAUCCUAUACGCCAACGUGUAGAUCUUGACCUUAUUAUGUCCAACCGAUCUACACAUCAUUGGUGUAUUGGAUUCGAGACUAUAAAUUGGAGCCAAUAUACCCAAUGCAUAGCGCUGGUAAGACGCGACGCUUGCACCAACAGCAAAAAUUAGUAACUACAAGCUGUUCAGAAUAAAAAAUUGUCAUCUGUUAAGAAAGUUCUAGGCGCCUAUUUCGAAUUUCUCAUAAAUUAUUCGUAUAUUACUUCGUCAACUACUUACAUCUCUCACUCACUCUCACUCUCUGAAACCUAUCAAGUUUCUACAAAUCUAUUUAAAUAAUUGUUUACAUACAUUUUUUUUGCUGUUGGUCCAACUAUAGAUAAAAUUAUUUACCACCUAGUAAUGGUAACACUUGUACUGUUAGACGACAAAUAUCGCCGUUUGUGAGCG
This is a messenger RNA of Ostrinia furnacalis (Asian corn borer), 2056 nucleotides long. RefSeq names its product DDB1 and CUL4 associated factor wap (gene wap). NCBI's taxonomy places the organism in Eukaryota, Metazoa, Arthropoda, Insecta, Lepidoptera, Crambidae. Gene Ontology annotation, molecular function: protein binding. Bases 265 to 1326 code for a protein of 353 amino acids. The transcript has 8 exons. The record is from RefSeq and is a predicted model, not a curated record.